AUGGUAUAGAAAAAGCGUGCUUAUAAUAGAUGUAGAAUAACUAUAAGGCAAAGAGUUUCUCACCAACAAGUUUGAACAAGUCAGUCAGUCAACCAGACGAGAAAAGAGAACAGUAGAACAACUUAAAAAAAUCGAGAAAAGACAGUCAAAAAUGGAACAACCGAUACUCCAGUACACCAUGAAUAUAGGACAGAGAAAGGUUAAAGUUAAAUGGGAUGAAAGUAUGGAAAUCAACAUCUUAUUCUGUGCUGUAUUUAACUCAAAUACAAAAGAAUUAUAUUUUUAUCGUAAACGUGUUGAUAAUGAUGAUGAUGAUGUUGAUAAUGAUGUUGAUAAUGAUGAUGAUGAUGAUGAUGAUGAUGAUGAUGGAUUUAUUAAUGAUGAACUUGAGUUUUCUAUUUAUGGAAGAAAUACAAACAAAAUUCAACUUCUGGGAUCAAGUACAUUUAUAAGUCCCCGUAGAUUGUAUGAAAACUCAUGCCAACUGAAAGCUGAAAAUUUAUUACAACGACCAGAUUCAUAUGUACCUGAAAAUGUUGAAACAAUUCAAGUGCAUCAAAACAUUCAAGUACAAGAUGGAGAACGCAAAAAGCAAAUAGUAUUUGAACUAACAGAUGAACCAAAUGAAAAUUUAUACAUCCAGCACGUUGUUAUAACUUACAAAAAAAACAGCGACAUAAGGCGUAAACAAUAUAUGGAAUUAAUCAAGACAUCCGAAAGCGAAAUUCCUUGGGGACUGUCAAAUAGUACCAGAUCCAGAUGUAAAAUUACCUGUCUAUUUCAUAAAGUAAAUAAGGUGUCCGAUGUUAAAUACUUUGUCACUAAUUCAUAUUGCACAGAGUUUAAUACACAUAACUCAACAGACGAUGUUAACAGUUUAUAUAAAAAAGCUAAAGAGUUUAUAAAAGAUACAGGUAAGAUACCUGUACGUUACCUGUAUCGCAAUAAACCCAGCGACCAUUCUACUAUUCAAGAUAUGGAGAAAACUGGGAUCAUGAAGAAAUAUAUAAAAGACAAUGCUGGAGACCCUUGUUCUUCCAUUAAUAACAGAAUUCAUGGACUCUUUUUUGCUGCUUCUCCAGACAGAUUGACUGAGGAGCCACCCAACCGCAGUCCUUAUGGUGACUAUCGCAUUAUGAUUAAACCUAAAUACUUGCUACAUGUACCUGGUCUCAAUCUAUAUUUUGCAGACCUGUCCUGUACCUACCCAGAUAGCCCACAUAAUGUUACACUUGUGUUGACCAAACGUGGUAGUACAGAAGAUCGUUACUGUCAAAACAGGCUUAUUCCUUUGAAUAUCGAAGAGAAUGAAUUUUUGUGGUACAGUAAUGAAGACGACCAAUACUAUACAACUGCUCACAGUCGGUUGUGGGUUGAAUUGUGUUAUACAGAGGACAUUGAGGUUCACCGAAUGCGUACCAAUGGAGAACUAGAGAUCGUCACUAAGUGUCCAGUUUUUGGGCAAGAUCGAAGUAGACCAGAAGGCACACGAAAAGAAAUAGGUUGUAAAAUUUGCAAUCUCCCUAGGAGUGUGAUGGGAUUUCAAAAUGUUAGAUUUAGAUAAAGAGCUAGCCAUUCUUGCUAUAAUAGUUCGAAAAUAGAUAAUGUGAAAUGAAUAAUUUGAAAAUUUCAUUCAAAUUACGCUACUGCGAGCCUUUUCAACCAUAGCGCCAUUCCUAUGGAAUAACCUCCCACAACAUCUUCAUCAGCAAUGGUAACUAAGUUCAAUUAAGCAUGGUCUUUAAACCUAUUUAUUCAGCGGGCAACUUUUUAUUUUUACCUUAGAAUAAUUGUAUGGCUUUUAUAAUUAAUGUUUUAGCUUUUAUCUUAUUUUAUUUCUCAUCAUUUUUAUUUAAUGUUUUAACUUAUAUCUCAUUUUAUUUUUUAUUAUUUAUAUCGGUAUCUAAUACAUUAUAUUUUAUUUAAUUUGUGAUUAUGUCUAUCACUUAACUUUUAACUCCUGUAAAGCAUUUCUGAAACAAAUGUGUGGAACGCUAUAUAAAAAUAAAUUAUUAUUUACAUGUAAUAUGUUUUGACUUCAUUAGACUAUAGGCCUACCACUGUAAAGCAUUUCUGAAACGAAUGUGUAGAACGCUAUAUAAAAAUAAAUUAUUAUUAUUAUUUACAUGUAAUAUGUUUUGACUUCACUAGACUAUAGGCCUAACACUAUUGCUUUAACAAAAAAUAAAACCUGAUCUUUGCAUGGAUUUGAAAAAAAUGUAAAGCAAAGAAAGAUUCUUUGAGUUGUUGUAUUAUAUUAUAUAUAAUUAUUUUCUUAGUAUAUUUAUUUUUGGCAGAUGAAAUUAUCUGGCUGGUAUAAAAGAUUUUAAAUAAUUAUUUUUGAUAAACAUUUCAAUUCAUUUGACAGGGAAAAAAAAAAAUGAAAUCAAUGUGUGCUAGCCCUUCUCAAAACACACAAAUUGGACUUUUACAACAUCUUUGAGGAAAAUAUGUCAGAUGCUGCAGGUCAGUUUUUGUACCAUUAACCCACUGCGAAUCAGUUCACACACUCUAAUUAGCUGAUAGCAUCGACUAAUCAUUUUUGGCAUCAACAUUAGCUAACACAAGUACAAGAUCAAUCAACUGUUUUCUAUUGUAUUCAUUUCUUUAAAUUAAUGCUAAUUGGGUGAUACAAAUAAACCAUCCAAUAUAAAGGAAUGUUAUAUUCGUCAAUAGUACAAUAAAAAUGAAUUGUUUUAGAAAUGGAUCUCCGGGAAAAUUAACAGUGUCAACGACUUUAGCAUUGGUCCAACAUUAUCAAGAUAUAACUUACGUCAAAUAAUUCUUCAAUAUGGAGAAUGAUAUGGAAUCAGAAUUUUUAAAAUUUGCUGUCAGUCAUAUAGCAGAAUAUGAUAAUGUCGAAGAAAUAAACUUUUUAUUCUUGACAUUAUGAAGUGAAGAAUAUGAAUAGUCCAUCUUGGGACAUGCUUUCAGUGAUUUAGACCAUACAACAAAACGUAAAACCAAUAAUUGUAAAAUAUGGAAAGCUAAACUGAAUCAAAAUUUUUAAGAUUUUCUUUAAAAAAUAAAACACAAUUAUACCCUUUCACACUGGCAGAAGUGUUCAAAGUUCAAAGUAAUUAUAUAACUUUUAAAAAGAAAUAUUGCAUCAACUGACCAUCACUUCAUAUUAUAAUGUCGAAGAUUUGAACUACUGGUAUGUAUUUUAAUUUUCGACGCUAUGAAGCAAAGAAGAUGACAAUCCCCCAAUAUAUCCAAAGGCUGAAAUGUCGAUAGCGAUGAAGUGAUGGUCAGUUGGUGUGAUAUUUCUCUUAAAAAGUUCUAUAAUUAUAUUACUUUGAACACUUCUGCCAACAUGAGAGACUACAAUUGAGUUUUAUAUUUGAAAAUAAAAUCUAUAGGAUAUUUGUACACAUUAUUUUACCGUUAUGACAGAGAAAAGUCAUACUUUUAGUAGAACAGAUAUUUCAAAAUGAUUUAUAAUUAUAGUAUAAACAUAAUUGUUCAUUUAUAGAAUUGAAUUUUAUCUUAUUGGAAAGUACACAACAAUCUGUACAUUUUUGUAAUAAAGCAUUUCUUUGUAUUGAAA
This is a messenger RNA of Patella vulgata (common limpet), 3550 nucleotides long. RefSeq names its product phytanoyl-CoA hydroxylase-interacting protein. The record is from RefSeq and is a predicted model, not a curated record. Bases 152 to 1564 code for a protein of 470 amino acids. NCBI's taxonomy places the organism in Eukaryota, Metazoa, Mollusca, Gastropoda, Patellidae. The transcript is spliced from 4 exons.